AUGGAUCCGACUGCUAACCCUCUAGUUAAGGAGAUCAGCACAGAACGCAACGUUACUGAGGACUCCAAGCAGAACGACACUGCGGGCGUCACACAUUCGCACAAUGGCGAACAGAACGAGAAGGCUGCCUCCACAGAAAUCAGCUCGGAAGCUCAGAAUGUUGUGAUUGAUUCGGAAGACGACUUUCCUGAAGGUGGCAUCAGGGCCUGGCUUGUGGUGGUAGGCGCAUGUCUUUGCCUGUUUCCAAGCUUUGGAUUCAUGGUCAGCAUCGGUCCGGUACAGGAUUACCUUCACCAAAAUCAAUUGUCGGAGUACUCAUCUAGAGAUGUUGGAUGGAUUCCCUCGGUCUUCGUCUAUUUAUCGCUUGCGUUGGGCAUCUGGGUCGGGCCUCUCUUCGAUCGUUAUGGCGCGAGAUGGAUCGCAUUGGGUGGGUCUAUCGGCUAUACCAUCAUGAUGUUCUUACUAGCAGAGUGUGAGAAAUAUUGGCAUUUCAUGCUAUGCCUGGGUUUCCUAGGUGGUAUCACAGGUGCGGCGCUGACGACAACCAGUCUGGCCUGUGUUGCACAUUGGUUCAAGCGACGACGAGGGUUGACGCAGGGAAUAGCAAUGAUCGGUAGCAGCUUCGGCGGAUUGACCAUACCUUUGAUCUUGAGAGCAACGUUUCCAAACUAUGGAUACAAAUGGUCGAUCAGGAUUUUAGCCUUCCUAUUUCUGGGCUGCUUCGUGAUUGGAAACCUCAUCAUGCGGUCGAGGAUCCCUUACAACAAGAACGCCAAGAAGAAGAGUAUCAUAUCGCUGUCGAUAUUUGCUGACUUGCGCUUCUCAUUAUUGACAGUAGCUGUUUUCUGCUUUGAGGUCGUCUUGUUCGGCAGUCUAGGCAUCGUGCCUACAUAUGCAACCAUCAGCACAGACUACCCUCCCAACACCGGUUUCUAUCUCAUAUCCGUGAUGAACGGUGUUUCGUCUGUGGGCCGACUAAUCACCGGCUAUAUAUCGGACAAAUAUGGGCGGUUCAACACUCUGCUGGUUUCCGCAAUCAUCGCGUUACUAGCCAUGCUCAUUGUUUGGCUUCCUUUCGGUCAACACCACUUGGCAGCAAUGUACGUCUUUAUCUCGUUGUGGGGAAUGAUGACAGGUUGCUGGAUGGCUUUGGUGCCAGCAUGUAUUGGCCAGCUGUGCAGAGCGGAUGAGUUUGGUAGGUACUACGGGACAUGCUACUUUGUCGCCUCGCUGAGUACUCUUGUGUGCAUUCCCAUCAGUGGUGAGCUUGUUGAGAUCGUUGGCCCAACGGCGAUGGUGGCAUUCUAUAUUGCUGUUCUUGCCCUGGGAGUUGUGGCUUUCACAGCCAGUCGAUGGGCUUGUCUACACUGGAAAUGGGACUGGACGACGAAAGUGUGA
This is a messenger RNA of Lithohypha guttulata, 1398 nucleotides long. RefSeq lists its product as uncharacterized. The transcript has a single exon. Lineage: Eukaryota; Fungi; Ascomycota; Eurotiomycetes; Chaetothyriales; Trichomeriaceae. The record is from RefSeq and is a predicted model, not a curated record. Gene Ontology annotation, biological process: transmembrane transport. Gene Ontology annotation, molecular function: transmembrane transporter activity. Bases 1 to 1398 code for a protein of 465 amino acids. Gene Ontology annotation, cellular component: membrane.